AUGUCUUGGAUCUAUGGGACGAUCCUCGACAUUGAUCUGAGGUGGUAUUUUAACGCAUGCCCGACCUGCGUUAGGAAGGUCGAACCGCAUGGGACGAAGUUAUGGUGCAACCAUUGCAAAGAGGAAGUACCAUUUGCAAAUGCUCAGUACAAAUUGCACAUGUUCAUCGUUGACGACACGAGAAUUAUGCAAGUUCUUUGCUGGGACAAAGUAGCAAAUGAACUGAUUGGAAAAACAUGUGAAGAAGUUGUUCAAAAUAUGAUAAAGUAUGAAGAUGGGUCAGAUUUGCCAAUUGAACUUUCGACUUUGAUGGACAAAGCCCUUUUGUUCAAAGUUGGAAAGAAAAAAGAUCAAUUUAGGCCUUACAAUGGAGCAUUCACUGUUUCUAGAAUUACAGCUGAUCCAAUACUGGUGCACAGAUUUGGUGUUUUAGAAACUGUUCCACAAGUUUGUGAUUUUGAGCAAGGUGCACUAAACAACCCACAAACCCCAAGAGCUGAACCUGUGAAUGAUCUAUAUAAUAGAGAAACAAAGAGAAAGGUGUCCGACGAAGGAUUAAGCUGUGAAGCUGACAGCAAAGGAAAGAAGAAAAUAAAGACUGAAGAAAUUUAA
Molecule: messenger RNA, 612 nt
Organism: Striga hermonthica
Lineage: Eukaryota; Viridiplantae; Streptophyta; Magnoliopsida; Lamiales; Orobanchaceae
Source: the annotation of a GenBank genome assembly